AAUAUUGUACUCUUUCAAUUCUAAGAACUUGAAAUAAACCUAUCAUUUACACCUGAUACUUGUCAAAGGUAUACUUUGUUUUCCUUUUCGGUUUCAAAUGAUUCAAAGCUGAACGAUCUUCCCCCCAAAGCUGUAAUCGUCGCGUUGUUUGGAGCGGAACGCUGAUAUCAUGGACCAAAUAAUGCGGACUUUGUUUGCAGGCACUUCGUGUACUUCUAUUGGGAAAAAAGAUGGUAGAGUAAGCAAUAAGACAGAAAAUCUCAAGAGAAAGCAACCAGACUCAGACAUGGGAGGAGAGUCGCAUUUCCCGUCAGAUAUUGCUCGCUUCGAAUCAGACUCAAACUCUAGGGCCAACUUAGAAAGAUAUAUGCGGAAACACCUCCAUAUACGUCUGAACAAGGAACUGCGUUCGCCUAGUUUGUUGCUUCAGUUUCACGAGCUACAUACAAUAUUUGGCGUUUCCGAGCAGCUGUUGAAGCGUUUGGAUUCUUUAGGUUAUCACCAGCCUACACCUAUACAACGCCAGGUUAUUCCUUGUAUGCUCAGCGAAAUGCAAGUAUUAGCGUGUUCUGCAACAGGAAGCGGCAAGACUCUCGCUUUUGUCAUUCCUAUAAUAUCCAAGCUGCUAAAGAGUCGUGAUUUUGGAGAAAAGAGGUUGCCGCAAGCAGUUAUUUUGGAACCAACAAAAGAAAUGGUCCUUCAAACGGAACGCGUGGUUAGAAACGUUGCACAUAAUUUAAGUAUUCAGAGCUGCAGUUUGAUGAGCACAAGAGCAACCAGCAGUAACCAACUAACUUUUGAUAUUAUAGUUGCAACGCCCUAUUCGUUUUUAAAUGAGCUAAGGGAAGGCAAGGUAGAUCUUUCUGGCUUAUCGGAUAUUGUAUUUGAUGAGGCUGAUAAAAUGUUUGAGGUGCAGUUUCUGGAACAGAUUGACGAGAUUCUUUCAUAUUGCCCUUCAGCCUUGGUUGGCAAACAUCUCUUCUCUGCAACUUUGCCUGACGCUAUCGAGACCAUGUCGCGAAGUUUUAUUGACGAUCCUGUUCGUGUAAUUGUCGGAAGAGGGAGUGGGAACGGUUCCUUCAGUUGUAUUGAUACAAUAGAUCAACAGUUAAAGUUCACAGGCAACGAAUCUGGUAAACGGUUUGCCUUGGAGGAACUCUUUAUUAACGGCGUUGCUGCUCCAGUCUUAAUAUUUGUGCAGAACAAGAAGAGAGUCGAAGACUUAUUUCGAUUACUUUCUAGAAUGAAGAUUUCUACUGCCUUUAUUCACUCGGAUUGUUCUCAAGAACACCGAAGUCGUGCAGUAGAAGACUUCAAAAGAGGUUUCGUUACAGUUCUCGUUACCAGUGACUUGUUAUGUCGUGGAAUGGAUUUUCGGUGCAUACAGACAGUGAUCAACUAUGACUUUCCAACUUCCUUAAGUACAUAUAUUCACCGCAUUGGGAGGACUGGACGCGCCGGAAGGAGAGGAGUUGCUAUCAGUUUCUUUGGUGAAGAAGACAAGGCAAUGAUACGACCCAUUGCCAAUUUUAUUGCCGCGUGUGGUUCGCGAUUGCCAGAUUGGAUAUUUAGUCUUCCUGCUCCUUCAAAGAGUCAAAAAAGGAAACUGGAGCGAAGACCUCCAAAACGCGGAGAUAUUUUGCCUCUAAAGGGAACCUAGAGUUUAAUUGGAUGAGCUAUGUUGAAGCUUUCUUUUUUGCUUGUUGGUCUAUGGACAAGUUG
Molecule: messenger RNA, 1722 nt
Organism: Galdieria sulphuraria
Lineage: Eukaryota; Rhodophyta; Bangiophyceae; Galdieriales; Galdieriaceae
Product: ATP-dependent RNA helicase
Exons: 3
Coding region: 170-1660 (496 amino acids)
Biological process (GO): maturation of SSU-rRNA
Molecular function (GO): nucleic acid binding; RNA helicase activity; ATP binding
Source: RefSeq, a predicted model, not a curated record